GAAAAUUCGCGGGUUAUGUACAGAAGGGAGAGCUAGUUUACAAAACAGUCUUAUGAGUCAUCCUGUAGGUCCAGUGCAUGUAAAGCUUGCUCUUCUUCUGAAGCAUUUAUUCUUGGUUGCCCUGCAAUAGAAAGAAAACAGAACCGAUUAAUAACACCAUACAUGAUGAUUUUAACCCGUUACAACUAUUCUUUUCAAAUGGCGCGGUCAGUAUGAUGGUAAUUUCUAUGUACAUGUUUGCUUAAAAAUAUUUGUGCUUAUGUACAAAUAACUGUUUUGUUUCGUAACUUUUACUGACACAUCCCCCAUGCCUAUUUAAUUUUCCUAAUAAUUUUUCGUGUUAUAUGUUGUUGGUAGAUAUUUUGUCAGAAACUGGUAGUGAGAUAAUUUGUAGUACCAAACCUUCAAACCUACGAUUUAUGGGUUCACUGUGUUUACAAAUUAUCUUUCCUUCUAAAAUAUGAAACGUGAAAUCCUAUAUUUCUACUUGACGCUAUUAAGACAUGGAGAAACAGCUGAAAAUAAAAAUCAAGUGAUUCAAGGUCACUUGGAUACCGAUCUAUCAGCAAUUGGGCUGGAACAAGCUAGGGAUAUUCGGACCCUCAUUAACCAAAGCAAACCAGAUAUUAUUAUUUCAAGUGAUCUAAAAAGAGCUAGAUAUACGGCAUAUGAAAUAACCGACCCGUCCGUUAUUGAACUGGAAUCACGAAUACGUGAAAGAAACUUCGGAUCUCUUACUGGUCGCCCAAGAUCUGAAGUUCAGCAAUUCACAGAAACAAAUUUCAAGACUGGAUUUGAAUGUGAUGGCUGGCGCAACAUUGGUGGAGAAUGUACUCAUGAGAUGGCAAGUCGGACACAUGACUUCCUUCUGGAUCUGUGUUCUCGUCUUGUAGAAACAAGGGUGAAGCAUACCAACGUUUCUUGUCAAGAUCCUUUCCCAAUCAUAGGGUCUAGUGAUUUGCUACCGAUGGGGAAGCUAAUUUGUAAGAAUUAUGAUGUCUUUGCAAAUGUAAAUGCCAAAGCUGCAGAAUCGCCUAUAUCCACUUAUGCAGGACAUGUUCUUAUUGUAGGUCAUGGCGGUUGGAUUCGUCAGUUUUUGAGGCUUUUAGCCUUUCAUUCAAUGUACAGACAGAAUUUCCCAAAGCAAUGUGUCAACUCGGUAAUGAACAACUGCGGAAUAUGCCAAGUAGGCGUGGCUUUUGAUAUUUGCAGUCUUGAAGCUUAUCAAAAGUGUCCACAAUAUGAACGUGGAGUUUCUAUGUCCCCUCUUCCUGUUUUCGGUAAUAUUAUGACUCACAGUGAGACAUCUAGUGUGAAGAAAUCCAUUCAGUGUUCCUAUAUUCAUUUAGCUAAUCCUAGUUUACCUAUUAUGACGGUCUGUUACCAAUUCAAUGCUACAAAAUCAUUACUUGAAAAGCAUGAACGUUUACAGCGUGAGCCUCAUUAUCCAACAAUUCCUACUGAUGAAAGAUGUUUACAAGAAGAAAGAAUACCUCAAGAUGAUGGAGAUGAGUAUGCUGGAUAUCCACUAAACAAAUAGACAAAUUCAAAUCACAAAUAUGUAGAUAUUUUAGUUAUUUUGUAGCAAAAAAGUAAAUUUUUAAUGGCUUAGUAAUUUAACUAAUGUCUGGUUGCUACCCUGUAACUGUCGGUUGAAUCGCUCUUACAACUCGUUGAUUAUUCAUUUGUCACAAGCGAAAAAUUUCUGUACAUUUCGAGAAAUCAAAAUUCACUAAGAAUAUAUUUUUCAAGAUUAGUUUUGAUUUUUCCGGAACUCCGUACAUUUUCUAAGUUCUAAAACUUUAGUUGAAUGUGUUAACUUUAAACAACUGAAUAGUUCUUGUUAUUUUAUUCUACCUUGAACACAUCCUGCUCAGAUUUCGUCGAAUAUGAGUUUUUAAUCCUUUAUUUUCAUAUUCACAGUUAUGGCGACUAGUUGUUAAAAGCUAUAAUUCUACAUCGUUAAAUCAAAUCAGUGUCACUCACUGCAGCUUUAAUUAAAAAAGAAUCGUGUGCUAUAUUCUAUCAUUUAAGGUUAUAAUUGUGGUUUUUGUCGCUUAUCAUUUCCCUUUAUCUGACUCGAAUUUGAUCGUAUGAUGAUGGUAAAGAAAUAGAUAUCCCGCCUGCCCUCG
Messenger RNA from Schistosoma intercalatum, 2132 nucleotides. NCBI's taxonomy places the organism in Eukaryota, Metazoa, Platyhelminthes, Trematoda, Strigeidida, Schistosomatidae. The record is from the annotation of a GenBank genome assembly.